CUGCUGACAAACGUGUGCUGUGGCCAAUCACAACAGGUUAGCAGGGGGUGCGCAUAUGCGUGCUCAAAAACCAGGAAUUUCACCACAACAUACAGGGGUGGACUGACAACUCAUGGGGCCCCGGGCAAUAGGGGAUCAUGGGGCCCCUGUGUCCUCACCCAAGCUCAAACCACACCCAAAAAAGCCUAUGAAAGGUGCCAGGGGUAUCUCAUGGGGCCCCCUACUGACCCCGGGCCCUCAGGCAGUGCCCGAGUUCCCAAAUGGUCAGUCCGCCUCUGCUCAUUGCAUGAA
Molecule: messenger RNA, 291 nt
Organism: Staurois parvus
Lineage: Eukaryota; Metazoa; Chordata; Amphibia; Anura; Ranidae
Source: the annotation of a GenBank genome assembly